AUGGCCUUAUCAACGGGGGGCUCGGCCGCCUCGCGCGGCACAUCCCUCGGAGCCGAGGUGCGCCAGGCACCGCCGGUCAUGGACGACUACCGCGGCGUCGUAUAUAACGCGCUCGUAGCGCAGGGACCGAUCGAGCGCCGCCGACGCGCGCGGACUCAGCCGGGCCUGGAUCGCAGCCGACGAAGACCCCGGAGCGAGAGCGCGCUGGACAAGGACAAGGACGGGGAUGUGGACAUCUUGGACCUCCUCGACUGCGUCGCGCGGACGCCCGUCGGGCGCGUGCUACGGCUCAAUCAUGUCCACUCGUACCUGAACGCGCCGCGCCACAACCCGUUCGACGACCUCGUGCGGCGCCUCGACCGGAUCGACUCCAAGGUCAGCGCGGCCCCUCUAAUCGCAAUCGGGCGUUGUGGGCGUUGUGUGAGCUCCGCGGCCAGGGUACGGCCUCCGCGGUUACGAGUGGUCUCGGCGUGUCAAUUGACGCACGGGUAA
Pelagomonas calceolata is the source of this 492-nucleotide messenger RNA. The record is from the annotation of a GenBank genome assembly. Lineage: Eukaryota; Pelagophyceae; Pelagomonadales; Pelagomonadaceae.